Molecule: messenger RNA, 1099 nt
Organism: Pisolithus orientalis
Lineage: Eukaryota; Fungi; Basidiomycota; Agaricomycetes; Boletales; Pisolithaceae
Exons: 8
Coding region: 116-862 (248 amino acids)
Biological process (GO): membrane organization; endoplasmic reticulum tubular network organization
Cellular component (GO): endoplasmic reticulum; membrane
Source: RefSeq, a predicted model, not a curated record
UGUUCACCUGCCCUAAACCAAGCAGGAAGCAUACGUCGUUCACGUUUGACCGACCUUGCAGCCAAAAUUUCUAUCGUUACUUGUCUUCUUCUUGCUCAGUGUAGAAUUCCAGAUAAUGGCGACGACGCAGCACUACGUCUGGGCUGGCGGUCACUUUUUACUCCUCGUCUCAGCUCUAAGAUACCUCGUCGCUUAUGUCACGUUCAAGACUGUGUCUCCCUGGUGGUACAGAGCAAGUUUCUUAGGUGCACUUGUCAGUUAUGCAAUCGUAUGCUAUAAAUCUCUCGGUUCGCCUCAACCCACUGGAACAUAUAUCAAGAAGGCAUUGAUGGACGAGAACGUCCAGUACUUCCUCCUCGCGUCCUUCUGGUGGAGUUCCAAACCAGUCCCACUCGCAUUAAUACCGUUUUUCAUCUUUUCGUUGUUCCACGUCUUGACGUUUACCCGUACGACUCUGAUGCCUCGCUUCCUUCCUCCUGGCCCUCCCGCAACUGCAGGGGGAGCGCCUCAACCUCAUCCUUUGGCCAAACGAUUACAGUUGUGGGUUAAGGUCAACUAUGACAAGGCGAUGCGCGUUGUUGCCUACGCUGAGCUUGCUAUCUUGGUCCGCGUUGUGUUCGGUGCCAUUUUCUUCAAGAAUUCGUUUAUCGCGCCGUUAGUCUUCUUGCACUUCUUGCGGCAACGCUACUAUCAGUCUGCAUUCACGCGUGAUGCGAUCGCCGUAACCGAUGCUCGCGUGACUGAGCUCGUGCGUCGCUCGGGCAAUCCUGUCGUCGCUGAAGUAUGGGACAAAGCGAGGGAGCUAUUUGCACGGUGGGCAGCUGGUCCAAUCCAGGCUGCAGGUGCUACAAGGAGAGAUUAGUUGGCGAGUGGUUCAAGGGUCAGUCGGGAUAUUGUGGAUUCUCGCUGGGUGGCGAGCCGGUUAUCGAUAUCAGCGACUUCCGUCAGAUGAAACGGGUCCAUUUUGACCACAUCGUACUCUACUCGUUUUUUACCAAGCUCAGUUUUUGUGAUCCCAGUAACUGUAUUGAUUUGUCGUACCAUAGUUAAGAUAUGAACGAUAGAUUAUUGUUGCCUGCGUUUGUGAGGUCACUCCAGG